AUGGCCGCCCGGAGUAGGCCUCAGCCGCCGCCAGAACCGCUGCCAUGGCAACCGCCGCCUCCGCAGCGCCAAGCGGCCGCACGGCCUGAUGGGAAAAUGAGUCCGGAAACUGAUUUGAUAAAAUGUACCGUAAAUGGUGAUUUGAAUCAAUUCAGUUUUUUUAAAAAAAACAAAAAACCAUUGAUUUGGAUCCACCCUGAUCAUAACAGCAGGCAGCAAGAACGGUCUUUUUUCCCCGUGAAUUGGCCUGGAGAGGUUCCUCUUCCCCUCCAACCCACAAAGACUAAAAUCUCUGAAUGUUUUCCACAGGACUCUGGGGAGGAGAAGGCAGACUCUCCGUACUUGCUGGCCCGUCGCAAGCUGGAGAACCUCCUGAACAAGAGCAUGCGCAUCCGCAUGACGGACGGGCGCACCCUCGUGGGCUGUUUCUUGUGCACCGACCGGGACUGCAACGUGAUCCUGGGUUCAGCCCAAGAGUACCUAAAACCCACUGACUCCUUCUCAGCUGGAGAGCCCCGGGUCCUGGGUCUUGCCAUGGUGCCGGGCCACCACAUCGUUUCCAUUGAGGUGGAACUGGAGAGCCUGACCUCCCUGCAGUACCUCUGACGCUGCGCCAGGGGGCAGCAGGUCUCUCUCUCUCUCUCUCUCUGCCUGCCAUCCGGCACAAGAGGCGGCCGGGCAGGGAGCCGAGAGGCCCUGAAUGGACUGUCUCCCUUUCUCAGAACUGGAACCCCCCUGGGGGUGUGGGGGUGUGUGCAGGGCUUUGCCAAGUUCACAAGAAGGUACCCGAAGCUGGAGGAGAAAGCCGGACCAGAGGGGCACCACCUCUCCGCUUCCCUGACCUGAGGAGCUGUUUUGUGUUUGUUAAAUAAAAUGAUUUAGAAGAA
Messenger RNA from Pogona vitticeps (central bearded dragon), 887 nucleotides. The record is from RefSeq and is a predicted model, not a curated record. NCBI's taxonomy places the organism in Eukaryota, Metazoa, Chordata, Lepidosauria, Squamata, Agamidae.